Messenger RNA from Helianthus annuus (common sunflower), 975 nucleotides. RefSeq lists its product as uncharacterized. The transcript is spliced from 2 exons. Lineage: Eukaryota; Viridiplantae; Streptophyta; Magnoliopsida; Asterales; Asteraceae. The record is from RefSeq and is a predicted model, not a curated record. Bases 1 to 975 code for a protein of 324 amino acids.
AUGGGAGAAAGAAAGUCUACACCUCCUGCAUCACCAAUCAAUCCAAUAAUUCAUAUUCACGAUGAUCCUAAGAAGACACCUAAAGAACAACCAAAGAAAGCCACUACUUCGAGUUCAAGCCACGGAUUUCCAAAGGUCAUUGGUGAAUAUCCAGAAGAUCUUCCGGAAGCCAAAGCUGAAGCUGAAUGUGAAGAGUUUAAAGAAAAGCUUGAAGCUGCUAAAGCUGAAAAUGUUGCUUUGAAAAAGGAUUUAGAAGAUCAUGCAGAAGUUAUUGAUCAACUUUCAGAAGAGCUUGAUGAACAUGCUAAAGUGAUUGAUCGAAUCACAGAAGAGUUUGAUGAAGUGAAUGUUAAGUACGAGACUGUGAAUGAAGCCAACAAGACACUACACCAAAUGACUGGAGAGUUACAUGAAACUACAUCAAACGAGAAUGAAGUGUUGAGAAAAGAAAUAGAAGCCUUAAGGGCUGACAAAGUAGUAAAGGACGAGCAGUUGAAUAUGUUAUACACUAUUAUUGAGCACAAGCUUGGAUUCAAUGUUCAAGUUGUGUUUAAUGAAUUAGAGAUUCAGAGGGUUGAAGCUAGAAGAGUUGAAAGAGAGAAGCAGUUGGCUGAAGAAGCUAAGCAGAAGAAGAAAGGUGUGGUGAUUGACAAAGAGGAGAUUCUUGGAUCUUCAAGCCAACCAGAUCCAUUUCUAGAUGAAGGUACUAAAGAUGAUAAUCCACUUGCUCUUGUUGCUGUUAGUGAUGUUGUAGACGUUACUCCAGGAGAAAUAAAGUUGAGUAGACGAAAGAUAAUUGAGAAACGUCAUGAAGAAGAAGAGAAAGAGGAAGAAGAGGAUCCAGAGUUGAAAGAUUGGUUCAAUGCAAUUGAUAGCUAUGAUGCUAAUAAUGAUAAUGAUGACGAUGAUGAUCAAGGGGCGACAGGGUUGUUAAUUGUGAAGCCUUCUAAUCAACAUACGCUUGAUGACUUCUAG